Molecule: messenger RNA, 3358 nt
Organism: Lycium barbarum (goji berry)
Lineage: Eukaryota; Viridiplantae; Streptophyta; Magnoliopsida; Solanales; Solanaceae
Product: probably inactive leucine-rich repeat receptor-like protein kinase At3g28040
Exons: 2
Coding region: 263-3205 (980 amino acids)
Biological process (GO): protein phosphorylation
Molecular function (GO): protein kinase activity; receptor serine/threonine kinase binding; ATP binding
Source: RefSeq, a predicted model, not a curated record
UCACCCUCUUAACUCACAAGGACCACCACAAAACUCACAAGAGCCACUAAAUAAACUACAAGUCUUAGUCUUUCUUUCUCUAUCUCUCUUGUGAAUACAGUUCCACCUUGUACACAUGAAUAUCUAACAAUAAUCCCAAACUCAACAUUCAUCUAAUGAAACAUGUACUCCACUUCCUAAAAUUCACACCCUUUUCCCCUUUCAGUUUCCAUUCCCUUCUUUAACUGACAAAAAAAAAAACAUUUGUUUGCUUCUCUAUAGAAUGGGAUCUUUUAGUCCUUUUUUAGUUCUCAUACUUCAUGUUGGCUUAUUGUAUGGAUCUUUAUUAGCUGAUGAUAAUACUAAUCUGCAGCUUAAUGAUGAUGUUUUAGGCCUCAUUGUUUUCAAAUCAACUAUUCUUGAUCCUUACACAAAACUCUCAUCAUGGAAUGAAGAUGAUAACUCUCCUUGUGCAUGGGCAUUCAUCAAAUGCAAUCCAAUGAAUGGUAGAGUCACUGAACUUAACUUAAAUGGCUUAAGUUUAUCAGGAAAGAUCGGUAGGGGGCUCGAGAAGUUGCAGUCUUUAAAGGUAUUAUCUUUAUCAAACAACUACUUUACUGGUGCAAUAAGCCCCGAGUUAGUCUUGCUGAGGAAUCUUGAAAAUCUCAACCUUAGUCAUAACGGCCUAACGGGGAAUAUCCCUGGAUCUUUCUCAAGUAUGACCUCUUUUUUACAGUUUAUUGAUCUGUCCGAGAAUUCGUUAUCUGGAGCUGUCUCUGGUACCAUGUUUGAUAAUUGUGCUGAUUCCCUACGUUAUCUGAACCUGGCCGGGAAUUUUCUUGAAGGUGCAUUUCCUAAAACAGUUUCAAAAUGCACAAGUUUGAAUCAUCUCAAUCUUUCAAGAAACCAUUUUUCUGGUGACCCGGGAUUUUCUGGGGGAAUAUGGGGAUUGACAAGGCUUAGAACAUUAGAUCUUUCACAUAAUGAACUCUCUGGAUUAGUACCAAUUGGUGUUUCAAUGUUACAUCAGUUGAAAGAGUUUUUGUUACAAGGAAAUCACUUCAAUGGAGAAUUAUCAGCUGAUAUUGGCUUUUGUCCGCACUUGAAUAGAUUAGAUUUGAGUAAUAAUCUAUUCACAGGACAAAUUCCAAAGUCACUUCAAAAGCUCAAUGCUCUUUCUUUUCUCAGUUUAUCAAACAAUUUGAUAAAUGGAGAUUUUCCUCAAUGGAUAAGUAACAUGAGCAGCUUGGAAUACUUAGAUUUUUCAGGCAAUAGUUUACAAGGGACAUUGCCUGAUUCAAUUGGUGAUUUGCACAUGUUGAAGUGCUUGAGUUUAUCUGGUAAUAAAUUGACUGGUAGCAUUCCUAAGGGACUGUUUGGUAUAGGAUUGGAAGAAGCAGAUUUUUCAAGAAAUGAGCUAAGUGGUUCAAUCCCUUCUGGUUCUGGCAAAUUGUUUGAAUCACUUCAGGUUCUUGAUCUAUCAGGAAACAAUCUUACUGGGAAUAUUCCUGCUGAAGUUGGACUUUUCUUCAAGUUGAGAUACUUGAAUCUUUCUUGGAACAAUUUUCAAUCAAGAUUGCCUCCUGAAGUUGGAUACUUUCCGAAUCUAACGGCGUUGGAUCUUCGACACAGUGCUUUAGUUGGAUCAAUUCCUGAUGAUAUAUGUGAUUCUGGUAGCUUGGGAAUUCUUCAACUUGAUGGAAAUUCAUUCACUGGACCUAUUCCUGAUGAGAUUGGAAAUUGUUCAUCCCUCUACUUAUUGAGUUUGUCCCAUAAUAAUUUAAGUGGUUCAAUACCAAGGUCCCUUUCAAUGUUGAAAAAACUCAAGAUUUUGAAGCUAGAAUAUAACCAAUUGAGUGGUGAAAUACCACAAGAACUUGGAAAACUGGAAAAUCUUCUGGCUGUUAAUAUAUCCUACAACAAGCUCGUUGGACGCCUUCCGUUGAGUAGUAUAUUCCAGAAUCUAGACCAGAGUUCAUUGGAAGGAAAUCUAGGGAUUUGUUCACCUUUAUUGAAAGGACCUUGCAAAAUGCAUGUGCCAAAGCCUUUGGUUCUUGAUCCUUAUGCUUAUGGAAACCAAACAGGUGGUCAAAACCGAGGCGAUGGAACUUCAAGAAGCAACAACAAAACUUUCAAGCACCAUAGAUUCCUCAGUGUUUCAUCCAUUGUUGCAAUCUCUGCUGCAGCUCUGAUCGCUGUUGGAGUGAUGGUUAUAGCCUUACUAAAUGCUUCUGUUCGAAAGAGGAUGACAUUCGUUGAGAACGCGUUGGAAAGUAUGUGUUCGAGUUCUUCUAAAUCAGGUAGCCUAGCUACUGGAAAGCUGAUGUUGUUGGACACCAAAUCGUCCCCCGAUUGGACUAAUAACAGUCUUGAAUCAAUCCUAAACAAGGCAUCUGAAAUCGGUGAAGGUGUAUUCGGGACUGUUUACAAGGCUCCAUUGGGAGGGGAAGGAAGAAUAGUAGCAAUCAAGAAGCUUGUGACAUCAAAGAUCCUCCAAUAUCCUGAGGACUUUGAUAGAGAGGUCAGAGUUUUAGCAAAAGCAAGGCAUCAAAAUCUGAUAUCCUUAAAAGGGUAUUACUGGACUCCUCAACUUCAGCUUUUAGUAUCAGAUUAUGCACCACAAGGAAGUUUACAAGACAAACUACACAGUUUAAGUUGGUCCAUUCGAUUCAAGAUUGCGGUCGGGACAGCUAAGGGACUAGCACAUUUGCACCACGCCUUUAGGCCAGCAAUCAUGCACUACAACAUAAAGCCUAGCAACAUCCUCCUUGAUGAGAACUUCAACCCGAAAAUAUCAGAUUUUGGGCUGGCAAAGCUCGUGACAAAGCUCGAUAAACACGUGAUAAGCAACAGGUUCCAAAGUGCACCAGGCUAUGUAGCACCUGAAUUGGCAUGUCAGAAUUUAAGGGUGAACGAAAAGUGCGACGUUUAUGGUUUUGGGAUGUUGAUUCUUGAAAUUGUCACAGGGAGAAGGCCAGUUCAGUAUGGUGAGGACAAUGUGCUGAUACUCAAUGAUCAUGUGCGAGUUUUGCUUGAGCAAGGAAAUGUGUUGGAAUGUGUUGAUCCAAAUAUGGAUACAUAUCCUGAAGAGGAAGUUUUGCCUGUUUUGAAGUUGGCUUUGGUGUGCACUUCUCAAAUACCAUCAAGUAGGCCUUCAAUGGCUGAAGUCGUUCAAAUCUUGCAGGUCAUUAAGACUCCUGUUCCUCAAAGAAUGGAAGCAUACUGAACAUGUCGCUCUACUUCAUUUUGUUUCUUAUAAAUCCUAUUACUUAUAUAUUAUGUUAACCUCCUAAUUUGAUGUUUUUGGACUAGAUACUGAUAGAGAGUUUUGUACUUCUCUGUCAUUUGAUGAAAUAUAUGGGAGGGUUCAAGACUUCAA